This is a messenger RNA of Acaulospora morrowiae, 421 nucleotides long. NCBI's taxonomy places the organism in Eukaryota, Fungi, Glomeromycota, Glomeromycetes, Diversisporales, Acaulosporaceae. The record is from the annotation of a GenBank genome assembly.
AUGGCAUCUAAUAUUAGUGAAAUCUCAAGUGAUACUAUUAUGAGUGAAGUCUUAAACGAUACCAAUGCAAUUCUUAUCAGUGACAAGAAACGAGGAAGACCAGAAGAUACCGUAUGGGAACAUAUGAACAAGACUCGUUUGAGUGAUGGUCAUAGCAAAGCACACAAUAUAUCUGAAGCCGAUUUACAAGAAACAAUUUAUGAAAUUACUGAAGCGAUGCUUAAUAAUAGUGAUUUUUUUGAUUCCAAUGAAGAAAACUUUGACGACAAUGAAGAUUUAAUAGAAAAUUUAGUAGAAGAAUCAACAAAUAAUUAUAAUAAUGAAUUAGAAAUAGCAUCUAUUAUAAAUUUAAAUAUAUCGGAUUUUAAUGAAAAUAAUAGCGAAGAUAACAAUAUUUUGCAAAAAGAGGAAAUUAAUCAUG